Molecule: messenger RNA, 1329 nt
Organism: Globicephala melas (long-finned pilot whale)
Lineage: Eukaryota; Metazoa; Chordata; Mammalia; Artiodactyla; Delphinidae
Gene: DCXR
Product: dicarbonyl and L-xylulose reductase
Biological process (GO): xylulose metabolic process; glucose metabolic process
Molecular function (GO): carbonyl reductase (NADPH) activity; L-xylulose reductase (NADPH) activity
Source: RefSeq, a predicted model, not a curated record
UCCCGGACAGUCGCGCGCAGCUGGACCCAGGCACGCAGUUGGGCCUCAGCAGUGCACAGGGUCGGUCCGAACCUCAUGGAGUUGAGCCUAGCGGGGCGCCGGGCGCUCGUCACUGGAGCGGGCAAAGGCAUCGGGCGCAGCACUGUCCAGGCGCUGCACGCGGCGGGUGCACAAGUGGUGGCUGUGAGCCGGACCCAGGCCGACCUGGACAGCCUGGUCCGCGAGUGCCCAGGGGUAGAGCCUGUGUGUGUGGACCUGGGUGACUGGGAGGCCACGGAGCGAGCGCUGGGCGGCGUGGGCCCUGUGGACCUGCUGGUGAACAAUGCUGCCGUGGCGCUGCUGCAGCCCUUCCUGGAGGUCACCAAGGAGGCGUGUGACACGUCUUUUGACGUGAACCUUCGGGCUGUCAUCCAGGUGUCCCAGAUCGUGGCCCGAGGCUUAAUAGCUCGGGGAGCCCCGGGGUCCAUCGUGAAUGUCUCUAGCCAGGCCUCCCAGCGCGCACUGACUAACCACAGCGUCUACUGUGAGCAAGCCUCGGCUGUGCCCUGCCCCUCACCCCCCACCCCCCAGCCUGAGCAGCCAGCUCAGGCUCCACACAGGCUGUCUCUCCUCACAGGCUCCACCAAGGGUGCCUUGGACAUGCUGACCAAGGUAAUGGCUCUGGAGCUUGGGCCACACCAGAUCCGUGUGAAUGCACUCAACCCCACAGUGGUGAUGACACCCAUGGGCCAGGCCAACUGGAGCGACCCCCAGAAGGCCAAGACCAUGCUGGAUCGCAUCCCACUUGGCAAGUUUGCCGAGGUGGAGAACGUGGUAGACACCAUCCUCUUCCUGCUGAGUGACCGCAGCAGCAUGACCACAGGCUCCACUGUGCCGGUGGAUGGAGGCUUCCUGGCUACCUGAGCCCCUCCACCCACACACACACAUGUUCCAUGCUGAGCCCACUUUUACCCCCACCCCCCUUCCCCAUCCCUCCAAUAAACAUGAUUCUUCUGCCCAGCCUGCACACUCAUUCCUAGGCUGCAGUCAAGUGGCUGGAAGAUGUAGCACUCAGGGCUGGGUGUGGGGAUGAGUCCCAGGUAGAGGCAACCAUUCAACUCACAUCCUGGGCCAGUGGCAGCCUGUCCCUCCUGUGAGAGAUUUUCAGGCCUGGCUAAGUCCCUGGCAGGACUGGGACGUAGAAUCUUCCAGAAGGCCAGCUCCUAAUGAGAGUGGUGAAUUUGACCGAGGAUGGCCUUUGGCCCUGUCCAGAGGUCUCUGGUAUGGAAGCAGUGGUGUUUUUAACAUGAGUGUUGGUUGGCAUUCCUGAAGUCCAUGCAUAAGACAAAC